AUGGGUCAAUUCAGCAACGGUCUCUUCGGCUGCUUUAGCGAUAUUCCUCUUUGCUUGACCACGUACUGUGUGCCAUGCUAUACGUUCGGAAAGACGGCUGAGGCAGUGGGCGAAGACUGCUUGAUGUGUGGUAUCGUCCUGAUGGUCCCGUGUGCGAAUAUUUGGUUCGCGACCCAAAUCCGCGGCAAAGUCAGAGAGCAGAAAGGAAUCGAGGGAAGCUUCGUGAAUGAUCUGCUGAUGACGUGGUGCUGCGGUUUCUGCUCCAUCAUACAAGAAGCGCUGGAAAUGGGAGUCAAAGCGCCCAUUGGGAACUCCAUCGCUCGCUCGUAG
Messenger RNA from Nematostella vectensis (starlet sea anemone), 330 nucleotides. RefSeq names its product protein PLANT CADMIUM RESISTANCE 2. The transcript has a single exon. Bases 1 to 330 code for a protein of 109 amino acids. Lineage: Eukaryota; Metazoa; Cnidaria; Anthozoa; Actiniaria; Edwardsiidae. The record is from RefSeq and is a predicted model, not a curated record.